Molecule: messenger RNA, 672 nt
Organism: Linnemannia hyalina
Lineage: Eukaryota; Fungi; Mortierellomycota; Mortierellomycetes; Mortierellales; Mortierellaceae
Source: the annotation of a GenBank genome assembly
AUGCCCCAAGUUGUCCGAGCUCAUACUGGUCAGCUCAGACAUUGUCGGAUCUCCAACCGUGUCUUUUCAGUACACGGGCGUCAAGAUGUUUUGAUCGUCCCUUCUCCAUCAAUCGAGCGGCCCUUCCUUGCUAUCGCUCUUCCCGAGUUCGACAUUGCUCUGAUUUUGGACUUUGAUCCGGCUUUCACGGUCUCGUCGAGCAUGAUCAAGGAGCUGCAAAGGUUCUGCCCUCUCCUGACUGGCUAUCAACUUGAGGAUCACAACAGCACCAUCAUCCCCAAGUUCCUCAAGAGCAGAUUCACCGGCAACGGCGACAACAACAACAUCUCCGAGAUUACGUUCAAGUACAGGCACACGACUGUCAAAGGUAUCGCCGUCAUCCUUUUGCACGAGACAUCGUUCAAGACUCUCAUCCCCAGAGGCUGCCUAAAGAUACGAGCCAUUGACCUUCACUACCAUGAGAUGGACAUGGACAUUGUCAAGCAAGGGGCGUGGAUUUGCAAGAACCAGCCAACCCUUCGUGUUAGGAUCAAGGAUCUGGACAUCAAGGACAAGAUCCUCACAGCUGUUGCAUUCUGGCGAGCUGGGUAUCGCAGGCGGUGGCAGAAGAAUAUAACUGGAACCGCGAUGGCGGCAGAGGAACAAGCACAGCAGGGUCGGGAGUUGGACUAG